Molecule: messenger RNA, 2073 nt
Organism: Galendromus occidentalis (western predatory mite)
Lineage: Eukaryota; Metazoa; Arthropoda; Arachnida; Mesostigmata; Phytoseiidae
Product: A disintegrin and metalloproteinase with thrombospondin motifs 6
Exons: 10
Coding region: 7-2073 (688 amino acids)
Biological process (GO): membrane protein ectodomain proteolysis
Molecular function (GO): metalloendopeptidase activity
Source: RefSeq, a predicted model, not a curated record
ACACAAAUGUCAGAGGAUCAAUUACGGCAGGUUUUUCACGUGAGAUCUUCUGAUCAAGUUCCCGAAUAUGAAUUGGUCACGAUAUCGCACACGGCUGGGCAUGAUGCCUCUGAUGAGGCAGCGAAACGUCAACUGAAUCUCUCUCUACAAGCGUUCGGGAAACGGAUAAAACUCAAUCUCUCGAAAAACGAAGAUUUCCAACGGAGAGUCGAGGGCCUGAAAAUGUUCACCAUGUCGACGACUAGCCGAGGAGGGGUCGAAAUUCGCGCGGCCGACGAUUCGAAUUCCGAAGAACGUUCUUCGCCUGUCACGCCGUACGUGGACGAAGCCAAUAACGCUGCCUUGUUGUUGAGUCGAUAUCCUGCCGGCGGGUUCCAAGUCGAAGGAACGGUUGGCCACGACCUAGUGAUUGCUCCAGUUCCCGAAGGCCUUCGUAAUGAGACCUUUUACGAUGAGGAAGAAGGAACAGCCGACGACGAGAUGUUCCUCGAUGAAGACGAUUUCCAGACGACAUCGUCUUCGGUCCCCACGUCGCCGAGCAAAAAACCGAAAAAAUCGAAGAAUCCUAAGAAGUAUCUCCCGGGAAUGGAGAAGAAACAGAAGCUCAAGAAAUACAAAUCUUCAAAAGAAUCGAAAUCUGUCCAUUUUGUCUAUAAACGAGACCCUCAAGGAGUCCACGACGCGCACAGCGAUUUCCUAUCUCUAGACACAUUAGCCUUAUCAAACAAUCAUACGAGAACUCAUCGGAUCCGGAAGCGGGCCGCUCCUGACACGGUGUGGCCCGAAGUUCUUCUCAUCGUGGACUACGAUACGUACGCGUUGCAUGGGAGAAGCCACGCCGAAAUUAAGCGUUACUUCGUCAGUUUCUGGAACGGCGUCGACCUCCGCUACAGACUCUUGGCGAGUCCUCGGGUCAAAAUCAGCUUGGCCGGCAUGAUCGUCGCCAAAGACCGCGACGCGACUCCUUACCUCGAACGCAAUCGUCUUCGGCCGCCCAACGAGGACGCGGUCGAUGUCGCCGGGGCUCUCACCGAUCUCGGGAAAUAUCUCUAUCGGGAAGAUCGGCUGCCCACUUACGACCUGGCAGUUGUCAUCACGAAACUCGAUAUGUGCCGACGCCACUACGAAGGAGGACGAUGCAAUAGAGGAACCGCCGGUUUCGCCUACGUCGGUGGAGCUUGCGUCGUUAACAAACGACUCGAGAAAGUGAACUCGGUCGCGAUCAUCGAAGAUUCGGGAGGUUUCUCGGGCAUCAUUGUUGCCGCUCACGAAGUUGGACAUUUGUUGGGUUGCGUGCACGACGGCUCCCCGCCACCUUCCUACCUCGGAGGUCCUGGAGCUACCAGCUGUCCCUGGGAAGACGGUUUCAUCAUGUCAGAUCUCCGUCAUACCGAGAGAGGAUUCCGCUGGUCAACUUGUUCGGUGCAGCAGUUUAAGCAUUUCUUAUUCGGAGAAACUGCGUCGUGUUUAUACAACUAUCCUCAUGAGAAUCAACUGUUGGCGCGAGUGCUGCCAGGCACCAUGCUCUCCCUCGACGAACAGUGUCGUAGAGAUCGAGGGACGAGCGCGUGCUUCAAAGACUCGAGAGUGUGUGCUCAGCUGUUCUGUUUCGAUUCUUCGUCUGGUUAUUGCGUAUCCUACAGACCUGCGGCGGAGGGCUCCCCGUGUGGCGACGGUCAAGUCUGCAAAAACGGCAAAUGUAUCCAAGAAAUCGAAAACAUUAUCCCGGAUUACUCACAAGUAUCAGCCAGCGUGGCUUCUCCAGCAAACAGAGUCGAGAGCACCCGAUCAUCCCGUCGAUUGGAUUCAUCCUUCGAAACAUCGUCUACGAAACGAACCAGAGGGAGAUCCCGGACGACGACGAUUCCAACAACGACAGUGGCAGCCGUGGCGGACCGCCGGAUCGACAAGGUUGACUCCACUGAAGAAACGGAGUGCAUAGACGUUGUUGAGAAAAUUGCGGAUCGCAUGACAUGCGCUGAGUUCCUAGAACAUUUCGGCCAACGAUACUGCAGCCACAAUUAUAUCCGAACGAACUGCUGUUACACGAGGUCUCUUAUGUGCACUGUGUGA